CAAUGUUAUCAAACAAACUUGUAUUACGUGGUUUCCGCUUCAUAACAAGAGAGUCUACAUCUUUUUUUUUUUUCUUAAGUGCUGUCACAAACUGUUCCCAUCAUAAUUUCAUUGUCUUCACCAUUUUACGUGAAGUGUUGUUCAUAACAGUAGAAUAUUUAAGAAUUUAACACGACUCAAUGGUGCCCACUAUUGUCUCGAAAACAAUCGAUCAAUCACUUUAAGUCGUCACUACAUGCAUUACUAUAUAUACCAUGGACGUAAUAUAUACAUCUAUGUAUUUACCAUUCCCCGCGCGCGUGCUUCAGACUACCCACACAUUUCAACAUAACCAUGAAAUGAAGAAUAUGAGGGAAACCAUUGUGAAAUGUAUCAUCCUGAUGCACAUGCUAUAUUCAGCAUGUGCAGUUCAGUCUGUGGACACUGAAGAGAUCAAUCCAUUUGAUAUGGUUAACUUUGACCUUUCAGCCAUGAAAAUGAUGAAGGAUAAGAGUUCUUCAAAAGGGCAAAAGGUUGGAGCCACGGCAGAUAUUGAAAAGGAUGCAAAAGAGCCAGUUGUUUCUGAUGGAAGCAAAGAACAAACUAACCCUAGUACAACAGAUGCAUCACCUCAAGAUAUACCAGAGGGAAUAAAGAACAUUGCAGAUGACAUGUCUACCACAAGAGCAAAACCUGUCACGAUAGAAAAAGUUGAACGUAAUUCUUGUCCAGCUUUGUCACUCUUUCGCCAGUUUGUUACUAAACUGCUGCAUUUUGCUGACCGUGGAGCUGACAAGAUGGAUGAAACAAAGCCAAUUGAUAUGUGCUUGCAUCUUCGCUUAACCCAACAUCAUCUAAGUGAACUGAAAAGCUUCAGUCGUGACCCUUUGAAGGAUGGAGUGCAUUCAGCACAUGAUGUGUUGACAGAGGCCAUGCUUGGGACUUGUGAAAUAGAUGCAGAUGACUCUUUCUAUAAUAUCUUGGGGCUAGAGGACAAACAAGGUUUUACAUUGAAAAAACUGAUGCAGGUUUUGGCGCUGAUUUUUCUGGGGACUGCAAUUCUACUCCUGCUAUCCAAACUACAUUUUUCAUUCAACCUGAUCAUUUGGGUUCUUUUCACUGGUUUUGUAAUUAGUGUUGGAACAACAUGGUAUCGACUGUACCAGGGUGAGGUUGCAAGACAACAUGAAGCAAUGCUGAAGGACUUGCCUUCAGGGUGCAUCAAACAACCAGAUGACCCGGGUAUGCUAAACCAUCUUGUCAGCCUUGUUAGAACAUACUUCACCUUCCAGAAAGAUGAGUGUAUUGAAUACUAUGAGCAUCUGAUUGUUGACCCACUGGUCAAAGUGAGCAUUAUGGAGGCAUUGGCAGUGGCAGUGGUUCAGACACUGCUGAAGCCAUUGCGCACAAUUGGAACAGAAGUCAGCCAGUUCCUACGAGCUGUACUCAAAGAUCUCCCUGUCCAAUGGCAGUUUGGCACCAUUCUAAUUCUUAUUAUACUUUUUGUGAUCACUCUGCUUGUUUGCUGUAAUUAUCGCAUACGUGUCCCUUUUUUGUUAGCUAUUGAGCCGGCACCAUCAUCUUGCAGAGAACAGGUACAUGAGUUGAAAGCAAUCAAACUUCAGCAAAAACUGAGCAAGUUAGAAUCAACUGUCAAAAAUAAUGCAGAAAUAAGAACAUCUCAGCAGAGUGCACCUCUAAAUGAAAGAUACCCCUAUGUACUUGAGCAGCAAUCAGUCACACUUCAGCAGAGACUAAAAAAGUCAGAACCAGCUGUUGAAAACGUAGCAGCAAGCACAUCCAAGCAAAGUGCAUCGCAACAGUCUUGUUUCAAUAGUUCUGAAGCAUUGAGCACUAAAGAGAAGUGGCUUUCAGGCUCGGAACCAUUUCCACAGAUUUUCCUUCCAGAGGAGGAAGUCAAAAGGAGUUUGGAAAAAGAUGAUUCUUUAACAGAACAUAAUGUCGAAGUAACAUAAAGCAGUGGUGCAAGGGAAAAAGCAAAUGUGGACUUUUUCAGUAGUGAGUAGAAGUCAGAGUGAGUAGAAUCAGUGGUGGGGUUCAAACAUUGCCAAAAGAAUCAUUCAUGCGGCCUCAAUAAUGGACAGUUAUAUGCAGCGUUUCAACCCAGAGAGAGGUCUCUUAAAUGUGCCUUAAUACAAACUUUAUCAGUAACCUAAAAUGGCAUGUCGCUAAAUCAUUUUCUGCUACAGCUAAUGCAGCUUCUGUGAAAUAUGAUCCGAAAUUCCGUUUUGCAUGAGUCUGGAAUUAAUGUGAGAGAAAGCAUGGCACCAGGGUAUAUUUCACUUAAUGAAACAAGGGAAAAGAUGCAUUUUGCUGUUGAAAGAAAGGAAAUCUUUUUCACAACUGUGUAAGAGAUUAUGGUUCCCCAUCUUUUCAUGUCAUCUGUUAGACCAAAAAUGUUGAAUUAGGAGCAGGUAGAUAAUGCAACAAAGUAAUGGAAGAAAUUGAAAUGAUUUUACAGUUUUUCUUCUGAUUUAGGAUUAAUCCUUUCAGGAAUCCAGCUUUUUGUUGAUCCAGAAUCUAAAAUAUAGGCUGCUGUGAGGUGACUAGCUCUGACCCCUCCAAGCAGGGAAGUGCCUUGUGCCUUGUGUUUCACUGGAUGGCGACUCCUCUUGCUCAAAACCCCCCUCCUGUACCCUCCAUAUAUUUGCUUAUAAUGAGGUUGUCAAGGUGCUACAAAGUUCUGGACAUCUAUUUCCCUUUGUGGCAGUUUAUUAGGUGCUAGAUAUUAAAGGCACAUAUGUAUGUGUAAAUAAAUUUAUUUGAAAUUACA
Messenger RNA from Pomacea canaliculata, 2773 nucleotides. Its product is annotated as chloride channel CLIC-like protein 1. Gene Ontology annotation, cellular component: endoplasmic reticulum; membrane. Lineage: Eukaryota; Metazoa; Mollusca; Gastropoda; Architaenioglossa; Ampullariidae. The record is from RefSeq and is a predicted model, not a curated record. The coding region runs from base 255 to 1955 and encodes 566 amino acids. Gene Ontology annotation, molecular function: chloride channel activity. The transcript is spliced from 9 exons.